Cuscuta campestris is the source of this 831-nucleotide messenger RNA. The record is from the annotation of a GenBank genome assembly. Lineage: Eukaryota; Viridiplantae; Streptophyta; Magnoliopsida; Solanales; Convolvulaceae.
UAUAACGCACUAUGCUCCCCCCAGAUGGUCAAUGCCCGAGUUCGGCUCGUGUCGAGUCGCCAGACGCUCCCCCCUCUAAUAGCGUGGCGCUCCCCACUGCAAAUGUCAUAAGAAACACAUAAUACCCUUAAUGAAAAUGGGUCGAAUGUAUUAAAUGAGGUGUAAUAAAUAAACGGGCCCGCGAUAAAAGAGGGAGAAAACACCCAUAGCAAUUGGAGAGGAGAAAUGAUGAGAACGAGGGCGUUGUGGUUCACGCUAGGCUUCACCUCCGCCGCGACGGUGGUGGCUCAGUUCGUGCAUAAGGAUCUGCUCAUUGAUCGCCACUCUCUCUCUUCAGAGUUGAAAGCAAAAUUUGGAUCCUUAGAAGGAAGAGUCUCAAGUCUCGAAACCGCGCUUCAAGACAGCCCCCAACAUCCCCAAGAUGGAGCUAAUUAAGAGGUGAAGGACUGGAUCUCUUCAAGGACAUUAUCUGUUUUGGUAUUAAAAUCUCAAGCAAUAUUUCUUUCCAAUAAAGCUUGAUUCCUGCCUUUCACUAGUUGUCCAUUGUUCGUCGCGACUUCUCUGUCUCUUUGCAACUAGGAAUCAAAACAGCUUGAUUGUCUGUCUUUCUAAGCUUCACCUUAUGCCAAAAAGGUAUGUAUGGUUGUUGGUCUUGUUGGUGAUUUUAGUGUCAUCGGUUUAUUUUAUGUAAUUGGAUUUACUUAGAUCGGACAAGAAUUUUAAUAGACGUUGUCAAACGAGUUGUGUGAGAGUAUAUCAAAAGGCCAUAGAACCUAACUUUGAAACUUUUAUACAAAACUAAACAUAAAAUAAUGAAGUAAUACCUGAUUA